UUCUGAGUCUACCAAUCAAGAACGCUUAUACAUGUUGUAAGCUACUCCGACUUUCGUGAUGAUUCAUCGAAGACGAAAACAAUAUGGCGGACACAGCUGGUGAAAGUAGCGAAACAACAACUUUCACGACGAAGCCAGAUCAGACAUCACAAAAUAAUGACGAAUCACAGGCCUCGUUACUAGUCACAGCAGCAUUGGAUAGAGAAACCCAAGGACACACACAACAAGACUUUGAUGAUGACUCUCAAGAGCAAAUCAACCAUCCUUAUGAUGUUUCCGAGGAUGAUGGUGAUGAUGAUGAUGAAGAUGAUGACGACGCUAUGAUGGUUAUUGAGACGCCAGAAGGGCUCACUCUACUAGACCAUCCUUCAUACUAUUUCGUCCACGAUCAUGAAGCUCACUCAGUAGAGAAUGGUUCUGGUGACCCCAGCACCCCUGGUGAUAGUGGAAUGUCAGGCGAAAGAAGCAUAACAGAGGAACUGAUGCAUAACAUUCGCAGACAAUCUGUCGGCGAUCUCCCAGAGACAGUUACCAAGCUAGAGACCCCUGAGGGCUGUGUUGUUUAUGUUAUUGGAACUGCACACUUCAGCAAAGAGAGCCAAGAGGAUGUCGCUAAAACUAUACAAGCUGUGCAACCAGACAGAGUUCUUGUUGAGUUGUGCAAGAGCAGAAUAGAUAUAUUAAAAUAUGAUGAAGAAUUUCUUCUCAGAGAGGCAAAGAAUAUUGACAUGCAGAAGUUAAAACUGGCAAUUAAACAGAGUGGUGUCGUAGGCGGCAUCAUGCAAGUGCUGUUAUUGAGUAUGUCGGCACACAUCACCCAGCAGCUAGGUAUGGCGCCUGGAGGGGAAUUCCGGGCAGCAUACCGAGAGGCAAGGAAACUUGGAUGUCAGGUGCACCUAGGAGACCGACCUAUCCAGGUAACUUUGUCAAGAGCGAUGGCUGCACUCACAGUAUGGCAAAAGGUUAAACUUGCGUGGCACCUUCUUACCACUAAAGAACCAAUCAGCCCAGAAGAUGUUGAACGCUGCAAACAAAAAGACUUGCUGGCUGAGAUGUUAGCAGAGAUGACGGGAGACUUCCCACUGUUGUAUAAAGUGUUUGUGACAGAGAGAGACCAGUACCUUGCACGGUCACUAAGAUUAUCAGCUGUUCCAAAUAUACUUUCCAAUGAGAUCGGAGAGCCCCAAGGAAUUAUACCAAGCGUCACAGUCGGGGUUGUUGGAAUAGGGCAUGUCGCAGGGAUAGUAGAAAAUUUCCAUAAAUUUGAAGAGAUUGAUAUACAAGAGCUAAUGAGAAUUCCUGAGGCCACCCUGGCAAGUAAAGUCUUGAAGACGUCACUCAAAGCCGCUGUUGGCCUAACGGUCAGCGCAUUUGGAGUCUUCUUAGCCUGGGGUUGUUACAGAGUCAUCCGAUUCACGAACGUUACUUCUUAUAUGCCUGUAUUAUGGCGGAAAUAAUGACUCCAGAGACGUAGUCUAUGUACUAGAAAUAGCUAAUUUUCGGGGAGGGGAAGGCAGCUGAUAAACGCUGUGUACUAAUGGGUACGCUGUGUACUAGUGGGAACCCUGUGUAAUAGUGGGUACGCUGUGUACUAAUGGGUACGCUGUGUACUAGUGGGUACCCUGUGUAAUAUUGGGUACGCUGUGUACUAGUGGGUACGCUGCGUACUAAUGGGUACGCUGUGUACUAGUGGGUACGCUGUGUAGUAGUGGGUACGCUGUGUACUAGUGGAUACGCUGUGUACUAGUGGGUACGCUGUGUACUAGUGGGUGAGAUAAGGCACAUACCCUUGGUACACACCCCUGUUAUCAGGGAACUGGCGGAGGUUUUUUAGCCUUCAUAGCUAGAGGGGUGUGAGCCCCCUCGGCGUGAUAUCUUUGUCUGCUAAUGCCCCUCUGGUAACGCGCUGCGUGAUAUCUUUGUCUGCUAAUGCCCCUCUGGUAACGCCCUGAAUACCGGAUAGUAACAUUUUUAUGACAUAGAAACAACACAGGGAGCUCACCUCUACGGUUUGAAUAAAGUUAGAGUCGCUUCUUUAGCGUUGCGCUGUUGAUUAUUUUUCGUGCGUUUGUGCGUUUGUAUCUCUUGUCUACUUUUACGGCGCCCGGUGCUUUCUGGCGCUCUCUUAUUGGUUAGCGGUCUAACGGCCGUCUCGACUGCGGAAUGGCUUCCGUGCCACGGCAUACAUAGUAAAAAGGCUCAAAAGACUUUAUUCAGACUUUAACUUUAUUCAAACCGUAGAGGUGAGCUCCCUGUGGAAACAAUUCAGAAUUCUCUAUUCAACCAGGAAUAGUAUUAUUUGGAACUAAUUUUUAUGUAAAUCAAAAACCAACGAUUUUAGACAAUAUUUUAUUUCUCUUUUCCCUCACAAGGAAGACUUCUAAACUCUUUUCAUCCCUGAUUGAAAUAUAGAUAGUUAUUCCAUAUAAGCCCUCGUUUAUUUAUUAGCCAAAACUAGUGACAUUUGUUGAACCUAGGAACUGUUGCACAACAAAGAAAGCACAACAGUCUGAUUUAUUUGAACUAGACUAGGCACAUGGAGAUAUUUAUUGAGCUUAGAGAAUUAUAGUCUGCGUAGCAAUUUUGCAGUGACCCAGCGUGAAGUUUUACCGAGCAAAUUGUUUAAGGGACGGUGAAGAGUGCACCAAAUACGCAUAUCAUCAUUGUCUGAAAAUCUAUAAAAUUUGCAGUGAACUAGACGAUAAAGAGACAACGAUCAGAAGUUCAUUGUGUCACUCUUGCCCUUUAAUGCUUUUCGCUGAUACACUCCGAAACGCGUACAAUCAUUUCUCAGGAAAAAAUAUUUUGUGAAGUGUAUGAUUUCUUCAUGCAAAGUAAAGUUGGGGGAACCAAUAGGAAUAAUAAUGUGAUGAUGAUGAUGUGUAAACAUCAUGUAAAAACAAUUUCUUGAGUGAAAGACAUACGUGUGAAUGAGG
Molecule: messenger RNA, 2936 nt
Organism: Nematostella vectensis (starlet sea anemone)
Lineage: Eukaryota; Metazoa; Cnidaria; Anthozoa; Actiniaria; Edwardsiidae
Product: traB domain-containing protein
Exons: 9
Coding region: 84-1457 (457 amino acids)
Source: RefSeq, a predicted model, not a curated record